This is a messenger RNA of Acyrthosiphon pisum (pea aphid), 1394 nucleotides long. RefSeq lists its product as uncharacterized. NCBI's taxonomy places the organism in Eukaryota, Metazoa, Arthropoda, Insecta, Hemiptera, Aphididae. The coding region runs from base 960 to 1361 and encodes 133 amino acids. The transcript has 2 exons. The record is from RefSeq and is a predicted model, not a curated record.
UGGUAAUUUGCGCCACGACAGAAAACGAAAUGGACUAUGUAAUUUGCGCCACACUUUUAACUUGAAUUGCUGGAAUUUACCAGCAGAUACCUAAAUUUAUUGAUAACGCAUUAGACAUACAAUAAUACGUACCGACGCGUGUCCAAUAUAAUAUUGUAGUAUUCUACCGCGGAUAAUAUAGAGACAACUCGUCUCUAUUAGACGUAAUCGAUCUCCGAUUACGUCUAAUCUAAUGAAAAUUAUCAAUGUAUUGUUAAGUAAGUCAUCGAACAAUAUUGAACAGCAAUGUCGCGAAUCGCCUGAUAUUAACAGUUAGUCCGAUAUAAAUCGCGUGUGCGUUCAUGUUAUUUUCACAUUUCAAAAUCAUAUAAAAGUAUAAGAAAUGGAAAAUAAUGCAAAUAUUGGUGAAAUAAUUAAAAGUACAAGAGACAAAGAUUUGUUAUUAUUUGCAAAUUUUACGUAUCGAAAAGUUCACGAAUCGAAAAAUUCUUCAAUACGAUGGCGUUGUACUGUUAGAACUUGCACUGCAAAAGUGUAUACUUCUUUAGAAAAUAUUGUACAAAUAGUUGAAAUUGUAAAUGAACAUAACGGGCAUGAUCAACCAAAUACAGACAGAAAAAUAUAUUCAAAUGGAUGUAAGAGAAAAGCUACGGAAAAUCUGUAUACUAAACCAAGUAAGAUAUUACGAACUGAAAUUUCUAAAAAUAUAUCUAAUUUACAAUCCAUCACUACCGAUGAUAUAUCACUAGUUCGACGAAAUAUUUAUAACGCCCGUAGAAAGAUAGUGCCACCAUUACCAAAAACAAUGGAAGAGUUGCAAAAGAGUAUAAGAAAUUUGGAUUUGAGAACGGACCUCAAUGAGCAAUUUCUAUUAACCAAUGAUCCGAACUGUCAUAUAAUAAUAUUUUCAUGUGACACAAAUUUAAAAGUUCUAUGCCAAUCUGAGAUUAUAUACAUGGAUGGAACUUUUGAAUAUUGCCCCAAGUUAUCAAAAAUAUGCUGACUAUUUAGUUGACACUUACAUCUGUGAAGAGGCUAAAUUUCCACCAAUAAUUUGGGCUUCGAAUAUAGCGUCACUAGGUCUCACUACUAAUACUUGCGAAUCCUAUCAUUCACGUUUCAAUUUCGAGUUCUAUCACCCACAUCCUACUAUUUAUCACUUUUUGGACGUACUGAAAGGAUUUCAAACAGAAACUUUGAUUAAAAUUAAAAGUAUACAUCUUAAAAAGCGAAAAUCUACUAUCAACAAAAAUCGUUUGGAAACUUUUCAACAAAUAUUUGAAGACUACAGACAAAAUAAAAUUGACAGAAAAGGCUUAGUUUCGUCUUUAAGCUAUAAGUAUAAAAAAAAAGCUGAGUAAGCAGGUAGAAAGCUAGGUAUUUUAUUUCAAAAA